Messenger RNA from Capronia epimyces CBS 606.96, 867 nucleotides. Its product is annotated as 40S ribosomal protein S0. NCBI's taxonomy places the organism in Eukaryota, Fungi, Ascomycota, Eurotiomycetes, Chaetothyriales, Herpotrichiellaceae. Bases 1 to 867 code for a protein of 288 amino acids. Gene Ontology annotation, cellular component: 90S preribosome; ribosome; cytosolic small ribosomal subunit. Gene Ontology annotation, molecular function: structural constituent of ribosome. The transcript has 2 exons. The record is from RefSeq and is a predicted model, not a curated record. Gene Ontology annotation, biological process: ribosomal small subunit assembly; cytoplasmic translation.
AUGGCGAGCCCAGCAAACCUCCCUCCCAUCUUCAACCCUACGUCCCAGGACAUUGAGAAUCUCCUGGCGGCACAAUGUCACCUGGGGUCCAAGAACCUGCAGGUUCACAUGGAACCUUACCUGUGGAAGACUCGACCUGAUGGCAUCAAUGUCAUUAACAUCGCUAAGACUUGGGAGAAAAUCGUCCUCGCAGCCCGGAUCAUUGUCGCAAUUGACAACCCAGCUGAUAUCUGUGUCAUCUCCGCCCGUCCCUAUGGCCAGCGCGCAGUUCUGAAGUUCGCCGCCCACACCGGAGCCGUCGCCAUUGCCGGUCGUUUCACCCCGGGUAACUUCACCAACUACAUCACCCGCUCGUUCAAGGAACCUCGCCUGAUCAUCGUCACCGACCCUCGCACCGACGCCCAAGCCAUCAAGGAAGCCUCCUAUGUCAACAUCCCCGUCAUUGCCCUCUGUGACACCGACUCCCCCACCGAAUUCGUUGACGUCGCUAUCCCCACCAACAACAAGGGUCGUCACGCCAUUGGUUUGAUCUGGUGGUUGUUGGCUCGCGAGGUUCUCCGUCUGCGAGGCACUCUUGCCAACCGCGAGAUUGACUGGGAUGUCGUUGUCGAUCUGUACUUCUACCGCGAUCCCGAGGCCGAGGAGCAGAAGGAGGAAGAGAAGGUGCCAGGUGUGGACGAGGCUGGUGCCGGUGCCGUCGACCGUGGAUUCACAGACAAUGCCGACUGGGCCGGCGAGCCAGCGGCGGCUCCUGGCAUUGAGGGUGCUCCUCAAGCCGAUGCCACCUGGAACGAACCUGCUGCUGGUGGAGACUGGGCUCAGGAAGCGACUGCUACCGCCGCCGCCGCUGCUACUAGCGGAUGGUAA